Messenger RNA from Archocentrus centrarchus (flier cichlid), 4904 nucleotides. It is a transcript of the gene veph1, whose product is annotated as ventricular zone expressed PH domain-containing 1. The transcript is spliced from 14 exons. Lineage: Eukaryota; Metazoa; Chordata; Actinopteri; Cichliformes; Cichlidae. The record is from RefSeq and is a predicted model, not a curated record. The coding region runs from base 268 to 2715 and encodes 815 amino acids. Gene Ontology annotation, molecular function: phosphatidylinositol-5-phosphate binding. Gene Ontology annotation, cellular component: plasma membrane. Gene Ontology annotation, biological process: regulation of signal transduction.
CUCGUCUAACUCACCUGGUCCCGGACUGCACUGAAGAGGAUUUUAACAUAAAUUAUACAGCUAAUAAUUCCUAAUAUGAUACAGUCAGUAUUGCUGGCAGAAAAGACUAAAUUCUAUAUAAAUAUCUUUCCAAAACCAGGAGGUGAAUGAAAAGGUACUAUGUUGUUCAAGACAUUAUUUCAGGGAUUUACUCUUUCUCAGUUAAGUGAUCUUAGACUGUGUGGAGGCAGUCCCAGGCUGGUCUCAAGGUCCUAAACCAGGACCAGGAUGCAUCAGCUGUUUAGCCAAGUGCUGGGCCAGAGGGAUCUGUCCAGAGCAGGUGAUCUGUUCUCUCUGGAGGACACAGACAUCGAAGACUGUCUGUCUCAAGCUCUGGACCAGAUUAAGGCAAUCUCCUGCUCACUGGACUAUUUGACCAAUGACAAUGACCAGGCGGUGGUGGAGAUUUGCAUAACGCGCAUCACCACAGCUAUAAGGGAGACAGGCUCCAUCGAGCGGCACAGCACGGCGCUCGUGGGACUGUGGGAGUCCUGUCUGGAGCAUAACCUCACCCCGCAAGGUGAAAACACAGAAGAUACUCCGCAUGCGAAAAUCGCCUCUGACAUCACCAGCUGUAUCCUGCAGAACUACAGUUGUCCUUCGGUCAUGGUGCUGGCUGUCCCGGUGGCCGUGCGGUUCCUGCAGAGGGGGAACAGGGAGCUGAGCAGGAACAUGUCCAGUUACCUCUCGCUGGCCGCUAUAGCCAAGGCUGAUCUGCUGGCUGAACACACAGAGGCCAUAACAGUCAGUGUGCUGGGAGGUAACCACAUGCUGUUACGAGUGCUGCCCUCAGUCUACCCCAAACAACCAGAUACCAUUCACCAUCACCUAGGCAACCUGACUGCCAUGAUGCCACAGCUGGAAUCCACUGAGCAGCAACACCUGAUCAGACUUCUCCAAAUGGUCGCUGAGCAACAUCCACUUAUGUUGAGUCCUCAGGUUCCCACAUUGGUCAGUUACCUAGGGAACCAGUCUCUGACUGAGGCUCUUUUGGGUGCCCUUGUCGAUGUGUCUCAAGCAAGUCCUUCCUCACUGGUCAGCUUUCUGCCAGCGCUCAGGAUUGUGGGACAGCAGUUCUCUGCUUUCCUGGCUCAUGUGGCCAAAAUCCAUGGUGCUGUGGGUAUCAUCAGUGAGACUCAUGCUCACAGCUCAUUGGUCUACCUGGUGUCCCUUCUGGGCAGCAUGGAGCACAGCUUUCACCACACCCUCCUGCUGGAGAUCAGAGUUCUGACUGACCGUUACCCAUCUUUGCUGGGCGGCUGCGGUAAAGACAUCUAUAGGAUGAGUAACUCUUUCACUGCUAUAGCCAGACUUCUGGGAAGACGGCUGGAGGAGAAAUCAACCACGUACCGCAGGGUGGAAGAGGGGUUCCCAUCAGAUGGAGGAGGAGGGGCACCAGAGCAGCAACUGCAGGUGAAGAUCCAGGCCUUUGAGGAGAAAUUGGGGCAGACAGGGCAAGAGGAGGAGGCGGAGGCAGAGGAGGACUCUCCUGCCCCCCAGCGACGCUACAGCCUCAGCCAAACAGUCAGGGAGGAGAGACGUGAGAUGAGGUUCAACAGGUCAAAGAGCCUGGCUCUCCAUGUUGUGCGUUCUCGCUCCAUCAACUCAGACACCGGGGAGGAAGGUGAAGGGGUGGAGCUCAGCACAGAUAGCACCUUUUCCAACACUUUGCCUAAUCAGCAUUCAGAAAACCAUGACGACUCACCUGCUGAGAGGAAACUGACUCCACUAGACAGAGCGGUCAAAGAGGCUGAGAAAGAUCAAAGUGGAGAGAAGGAUGGACAGAAGAGGGAGCGGGGGGAAGCUGACAGACUCUUCAUCCAUUUAAGAGACAAUAUGCAGAUGAUCAGAGAGUUCUGUAAAGAAAUGGUGCAGCAGAUCCCCAUCCCAGAGCAGUGUGUGAUAGAAGAUUCCAGUCGAGGCUGUGUGGCCAAGCUUUCGUUCUCCUGUCCUUUGAAGGGCCACUACUGUCUGUACGCCAAAUCCUGCUUCACCCUGACCGGCCGGCAGCCACAUCUUUGGAUUCACAUCAUGCUGUUACAUUUACAGAGUAAAUCCAGCGUCCCUCUCAGCACCGGGGACGAGUGUGUCCAAAAUCUGGCUUCUCUGUGGGAAAAGACGCAGCUUAAAGGAGCUCACAGCUUUUCCAUGGCCAUGACACAGCAGACUACCCCACACAGGAAGGACCUGGACAACCUUCAGAUCCAGCUGGAAGAGGUGCGUUUCUUUGACCUGUUUGGAUACAGUGAGGAGGAAGGAGGUUGGCUCUGCUUCAUGUGUAACAACCCUGAGAAAGCUACAGUUGUAAACCAGGAGGGCCAGCCUUUGAUCGAGGGGAAGCUGAAAGAGAAGCAGGUCCGCUGGAAGUUCAUUAAGCGCUGGAAAACCCGCUACUUCACCUUGGCAGGAAAUCAGCUCCUCUUCCGGAGAGGCAAAUCAAAAGAUGAGCUGGAUGACAUCCCAAUUGAGCUGAGCAAGGUCCAAAGUGUCAAGGUGGUAGCCAAGAAGCGUCGGGAUCGGGGCCUGCCGCGUGCCUUUGAGAUCUUCACAGACAGUAAAACGUACGUGCUGAAGGCUCAGGAUGAGAAACAUGCUGAGGAGUGGCUGCAGUGCAUCAAUGUGGCUGUGGCUCAGGCCAAAGAGAGGGAGAACAGGGAGGCUACCACCUACCUGUGAGACCAACACCGACAGAGACGCCCACGUGAUGCGAAAGCACAGUCAAACAUACACUGACUUCCAUUUAUUCUAGAUGUAUGACCUGAAAAGGAAAACAGAUAAAUGCACUGCCAGGAACUUGUCGGUAGCACUGCAACUUCACACCAGCUCCGUCUUCAGUCACAAUAAUGAUGGAGCGCCAAUAAAAAACAAUCAAAAAGAAAGAUUAUGCAGUAUUUUUAGACUUAAGACUCAUCAAACCAGCAACAAAAGGCUGAUGAAGGAUGGUGACCUAUUUAAAACACGACUAUUUACUGUUGCAUUAAACAAACCUGCUUCUUUGCAAUGCUUCUCGACAUAUAGACCAUCAUCAGUGAUCACACACGUUUGUUAUAGUGUUAAAUAAGUUUUGUGGGUUUUGAUGUCGCCUGACUGGACCAACACAGCGUGGAGUUUUCAACUUCCUCCUCUCGAAACUGGAGAGCGCUUCGACAACCAAACAAAGCCAGCAUCAGCACAAAGUCGGGAUUUCUCCGUUUAAUGAUGCAUGAUGAUUGAGAUGUCCAGAGGAGUAUUUAACAAUGAAGACUUAAUCAAAGCACAGACCUCAUAAGGACUUGUAGCAAUAAUGAUACUGAGCAGUUCCUCUUGAAAGCAGGAAGAAUGAAAAAGGAGCUUAAUGGGCAACAGAUGGGGAGUGCACCCGAUACUGGAAUAUGGUGUGUGUGUGUGUGUGUGUGUGUGUGUGUGUGUGUGUGUGUGUGUGUGUGUGUGUGUGUGUGUGUGUGUCUGAAAGAGAAUGAGCGUGGACCCCUUCAGGAAAUAGAUUAUUUAUUUACUGUGUUCAUGUAUCUGUGUGUGUCCAGUGAAAUGGCAACGCAGCGCUGUCUCAUUGUGCAGCUGUCAAAUGAAGCUAUAGCAGAUUUCCUAAAAUGUCAAACAAUUCCCAUAAUAGGAUAUGUUAAACUCAUUUUGUGUCAUGUAUUUUGCUUUAUUCUGUAUUUUUCAUCACUAACCUGGGUUUUUCCUAAUAGGCCUCUUGGGGGGGGCGCAUAUAGUUGAGACACAGGGUCUUUGUUCCUCUACUUAACAGAAGUCUUUUAGUUUUGAUAGACAAAAAAUGUAUUAUGAUUUUUUUUUUUUUUUUCAAAAAUGACUCCUUUGGUGAAAGGCCAGUACGACUUUAGCAGGCGGCAACAUUUUUACAUGCCAGGAACGAUCCUCCCAACAAACCCAACUUAAACUUGUGAUACUAUUUUCUUUUCUGCCUUUGUGCUAAAGUGGCUCAUGAAGCAAGUCCCUUAAGAGCCCCGUGCAGUGGUCAGUUUCUGUUCUGUUGCAAUCGCGGUAACUGUAGGGAACGCACUAUUUCAGGCUUUUUCAAACAAGAAAUAAUGCAGCAAUUUUACAAGGAGCAGUGUCAGCCCGACUGUUGCCUAAUAGUGGAGUUUGGCUCACAGGUUUCUAAAAAAAAAAAAUCACUGAAGUAAAUGAGUGGUUUCCUUGUGGAUAUAGAAACGUGGCCAGUUCAGUCGUAUUGAUUUUAGAUGACUCGGUGAAAGGCUUUUGUUCGGAGAGUGGAGGUGAGCUGUCAUACUUUAAAACAAAAAAAGUGGUGGAUGGAUGAAGUGGCUCUAGUUCCAGUUCUCUCUUUUCUCUCCUCUAACUCAUAGGAUGCACCACCUGAAAAAUAUCCGCCUGUGUCAACACCUCUCUUUAACCCUUGGAUGUACGAGUGACUGGACCCUACACUCUUCUGCAAGUGUGUCAAAAGUCGUAGAUUCAGUGUGUGUUUUUAGGCCAUUUUUGUCAUUUUGGUGAAGAAUAAUCAUCUGUUUGAUAUUCUAUAUUAUACUUUGGUCCGCACAUGAAUGAUUUCAUGUUUGAAAUAUUUUAUAUCACUUUAAAAUUUUGCAGCAGCAGAAAAAUGUCAACAUCCAUUUUAUGUGUGUGUGUGCACACAAAAUGGGUGUUAACGGAAUGGCGUUACCUUGGCUCGCUGGCUUCCUGUUAAAUCCAGAAUAAAAUUUAAAAUUCUUCUCCUCACAUAAAAGGUCUUGAAUAAUCAGGCCCCGUGUUAUCUUAAAGAGCUCGUAGUACCGUAUCACCCCAAUAGAGCACUUCACUCUCAGACUGCUGGCUUACUUGGGGUUCCUAGAAUAUUUAAAAGUAGAUUGGGAGGCAGAGCCUUCAGCUCCCAGUUUGGUUUU